AUGGCGCCCAAAGCUCCCAAGUUCGAGAUCAAGACCCCGAAGGGCACCAGAGACUGGUCCGGUGCGGACAUGGUGCUCAGGGAGAAGAUCUUCAAGACCAUUACCGAUGUUUUCAAGCGCCACGGCGGUAUCAGCAUCGACACCCCUGUGUUCGAGUUGAAGGAAAUUCUUGCAGGCAAAUAUGGCGAGGACAGUAAACUCAUCUACGACCUGGCAGAUCAGGGCGGCGAGCUCUGCAGCUUGCGAUAUGACUUAACCGUCCCGUUCGCCCGGUACUUGGCCAUGAACAAGGACAUCACGCAGAUCAAGCGCUAUCACAUCGCCAAGGUCUACCGCAGAGAUCAGCCAGCAGUGAAGAAGGGCCGCAUGAGAGAAUUCUAUCAAUGCGAUUUCGACAUUGCUGGCGUGUACGACCCUAUGAUUCCGGACGCCGAAAUCAUCAGAAUCAUCAACGAGGUCUUUGAGGGCUUGGGCUGGCAUGGGAAGUACACCAUCAAGCUCAACUCCCGGAAAAUCCUGGACGGCCUUUUCCAGGUUUGCGGCGUGCCCGACCACCUGAUUCGCCCCAUCUCAUCCGCUGUGGACAAGCUUGACAAGAUGCCCUGGGCUGAUGUCAGGAAGGAGAUGGUUGAGGAGAAGGGGCUGGCCCCCGAGGUCGCUGACAAGAUUGGUCAGUAUGUGUUGCUCAAGGGGCAGCGGGAUCUUCUCGAAAAGUUGCAGCAGGAUCCGGCAUUGGCGGCAAACCCGUCCAUGCAGCAAGGCUUCUCUGAUUUGGAUCUACUCUUUACCUACCUCGAGGCCUUCGGCGCCUUGCACACGGUCUCGUUCGACCUCUCCCUGGCCAGAGGCCUGGAUUACUACACUGGAGUUAUCUACGAGGUCGUAACAGAAGGCUCAGCGCCCGCGGUCCCAGCUUCCGAGGAGGCAAAGGAGAAAGUCUCGAAGAAGAAGGGCGGCAAACCUGGUGAUCCCGAUGAAGACCGCUCUGACGACCCGACUCUCGGGAUAGGAUCGGUUGCCGCUGGUGGCAGAUACGACAACCUUGUGGGCAUGUUCUCUGGGAAAACACAAGUGCCGUGCGUUGGUAUCAGCUUCGGCAUCGACCGCAUUUUCUCCAUCACGCAAGCCGCGCAGAAGAAGAAGGAACGGAAAAACGAGGUCGAUGUCUUCGUCAUGGCGUUUGGCGGCAAGGACUUCAACGGGUUGCUCAAGGAGAGAAGCCAGGUCUGUGCCCGGCUGUGGGAUGCGGGCAUCAAGGCCGAGUUUCUUUACAAAGUGAAGCCCAAGUUGCAAAACCAAUUCAAGGCCGCGGAAGCGGGCGGCGUGCCAUUCGCCCUUAUUCUUGGCGAGGACGAACUUGCCCAAGGCAAGGCGAAAAUCAAGGAGAUGGGCCUUCCAGAGGACCACCCGCUGAAGGAAGGCGAGCUCAUCAGCCUGGACAACCUGAUCGAGGAAGUACAGGUGCGGCUCGCGCGGAAGCAGCAGCUCGAUAGCAUCGCCCUGCAAGCCGAGGGCUUGAAGGUCGUUGACGGAAUCAAAGGCGAGGAGGUCAAAGCAGCUGCAGAAGCGGGCCAGACUGCGGAGUAG
Molecule: messenger RNA, 1587 nt
Organism: Thermothielavioides terrestris NRRL 8126
Lineage: Eukaryota; Fungi; Ascomycota; Sordariomycetes; Sordariales; Chaetomiaceae
Exons: 18
Coding region: 1-1587 (528 amino acids)
Biological process (GO): histidyl-tRNA aminoacylation; mitochondrial translation
Cellular component (GO): mitochondrion; cytoplasm
Molecular function (GO): ATP binding; histidine-tRNA ligase activity
Source: RefSeq, a predicted model, not a curated record